Molecule: messenger RNA, 1500 nt
Organism: Plectropomus leopardus (leopard coralgrouper)
Lineage: Eukaryota; Metazoa; Chordata; Actinopteri; Perciformes; Serranidae
Product: interleukin-21 receptor-like
Biological process (GO): cytokine-mediated signaling pathway
Cellular component (GO): external side of plasma membrane
Molecular function (GO): protein binding; cytokine receptor activity
Source: RefSeq, a predicted model, not a curated record
AGCACCAGGACAGCCCCAGAGUGUGAUACUCACGUCCAUGGCGACAUGACGUGUCCGCAGCUGCUGCUCGUGUGUUGGUGCUGCAGCAUCCUCGCUGUGACCAGCUGCAUCAGAGUUGAUGGGUAUUCAUGUGUCAGUGCGUACUGGGACACAGUUACUUGUGUCUUGAACAUCAGCGGUAAUCCUGAGGAACAGUCAAACACCACCUACAGCCUGACGUUCGUCGACGGGUGGGGGGAUGGUUUGGAGAUUCCCUGUCCGCUUGUGGUGAUGAAUCACAGUCACAUCUGUGUGUGUAAAGUCAAAGGGAACUCAGACAGAUUCUGCAAUUCUGACAAAUAUGACAUAAAUCUUUGUCACAAUUCCAACUGCCAUCCUGUAACGAAAGCUUUUGAACCAUCACAGCACAUUCAGCCGACUCCUCCGCACCAAGCUGAGGUCCAACAAACACCAGAAACUUUCAACAUCACUUGGAAAAGUGGGUAUGAAGACCAUCCGUUCCUCAUCGGUGCCCUCGGCUACGAACUGUUACUUCAAACAUCUCAAAGCGCUGAGAGCAAGACUCUUCAUCCCAAUUUACACGAGAGGUUUAAAUAUAUUCCAAGGUCACUACUUCAACCAGGUGCUACAUAUUGCAUCAAAGUGAGAUCUAUACCUAAAAAUCAGGACUAUGAAGGAACUUGGAGUGAAUGGGGUCCAUCGACAUGCUGGAAAAAUGAAGCAGGAGAAGAACAAGAUAAAACAUUAGUCAUUUUAAUCAAAUCUGUGAUCCCCGUGGUUGUGGCUGUUGGAGUCCUGUUGUUUGUGUUCUACUGUCCUGCUGCAAGAAUGAAGAUAAAAACUCUGUCCCACACACCAUCACCAGCACCUUUCUUUCAACCUCUCUUUCAACAAUACGAAGGCAAUCUCCAGGAAUGGUUUUCACCUCGUGGCAAAUUUGUACUUACAUAUAAAACUGAGGAAAUCUUGACAACUGAUGUGAUCGUUGUCCCCAAACCCAUCACAAAGGACCCAGAGGAGAACCAGAACUUCCACAGCCCUCCAGUGACACAGCUGGCUUUCCCUCAGUGUCAAACCUCUUAUGUUGGCUUACCCGGGACACAUGAGGCGUCCCCGCCUCUAACAAUGGUCUGUCCAGGGAACAUGUCUUACACUCAGUUGCCCUGUUCCAUCUGGGGGGUUGGCACUGGAGAGGCAGAAGUUGUCUCCUCUCUGCCUAAAGAUUUCUUCAACAUUAGCCAUGUAGACUCCGGCUGUGAGGACCCAACCCAGAGCCCAGAGUGCAGUUUACCGAACAGUCCUGUAGAAGACAGCCCACCACCGUGUUACUGCAGCGAUUACUGCAUUCUCAACAAAACCACAAAAGGUUUCGCUCCUGUUUUAGUGACCAAAGAUAACAGAAUAAAUGCUUUGUCUGAAAGCUAAAGAGAUGAUCCCGUCAUAAGAAUGGCAACACUUGGUGGGUUUUCAUUACAGAUUUGCACAAAACUUAAGCAGUAG